UGUGUCAAUAAACAUUUAGAGGUCAAAUCCAAACAGGACACUUAAGAUGCCCCAACAAAAGUCAUGGGAUAGAUUGCAAAUUAAAGGAAGGCCACGAUCGACUUCCAGGGCGCAGUUUUCAAACACCCACCACAAUGAGAUACAUAGUCUGUGCUCAGUUAUAUGCUAAUGGUGAUAAUUGGCUGUUCAUAACUAUAGGAAUUCCAUGACUUUUGAUAGGGCUACAGAGCCACAGGACAAGGUCUUUCUGACAGAUUUUACACAGGACACACAUAAGAUUAAAUGUAUGAUAACGCAUAAAUGUGUUAUGAGGCACAAAUACAUAUUUAUGAGGUGCUGCUGGGUGUCAGUAGUAUGAGUCAUAACCUUACUAAAGCAUAUUCUGAACAAUACUAAGAUUCUUCUUAUUAACACACCUACAGGUAAAAUACAUUUAAGCAUCCAACUAGCUAAAGAAUAUAUACAAACUUAAAACUCGUGGAAAAAUUGGUUAAAUUUUGGCAGAUAUUUAGGUUAUAAAUCCUUGCAUGAAAAUACAGUCUUAUCCUUGUAACAACACAGUAAAUAUCCACUGCAUACUGUCUAGGUUAAUAAAGCAUGUCUAGUUUAUAAUUUAGUAUAUUCAUUUCAUAUUCAAGUUACCUCCACAAAUAAUUUUAGGGUAAAGUAUGAUUGACCGCCAUCUUUAAUGGUCAGGACUAGGAUAUAUAUACACGUGACCCCUGACGUACUUGAAUAUACAGUAGUUCGGGUCUGAGGUGUUGAAAGGCCGUUUUUAGAACUACUGUCGAUAAGUAGGUUUUUUAAUGUUGUUAUACUGCGCGGAGUAUUUGCGGUCUGGUGAUUUGGCGAUGCUAGUGUGUGGGUCGUUAGAGUGGGCUGUUAUUUUUCGGCGCCCUGAAAUACUUAAGCAUGGAGGGAACAAGAUUAAAGGUGAACUUAGGAACCGAGUCGGACUGCGCAGACUGGAUGUCCCAACUACCCGAAGGUCUAUGGCAUAUUCCUCUGACCAGUCUUGCGAUCCCAGGAAGUCACGAUACUAUGACAUACUGCUUGGACCGCAGCUCUCCUCUGGUGUCGGAGCCCCCGAUUCUGAGCGUGCUGGAUUUUAUCGUGCCGUGUAUAACCCGCCCGUGUCUCUGUAAAUGGGGGACCACGCAGGAACAGCAGGUGGCAGCCCAGCUCGACGGCGGUAUACGAUACUUAGACCUACGGAUCGCACACAAGAGAGGCGACUACUCCUCUGCCUUUUACUUUGCUCAUGGGAUUUAUACCCUCCUGACGGUGGAGGACGCUCUCAGAGAUAUCGCUGCCUGGCUGAAAUCUCACAGAAAGGAAGUGGUUAUUCUUGCAUGCUCCAUGUUUGAUGGUUUGAAUGAUGACCAGCACAAGCUAUUGAUUGGUUUAAUCAUUAACUUGUUCGGGGACAGAAUCUGUCCUAACACGGUAAAUCCUUCGCUGGGGAUCAUGUGGAAACUGGGCUAUCAGGUCAUAGUCUCUUAUGAUCAUGAAGCAGGUUCCUCUUAUGAAGAACUGUGGCAUCAGAUCCCCUACUGGUGGGCCAAUGAGCUGGACCCUCAAAAAGUCAUCGCAUACCUGGAAGCCCAGAAGCGCUUUGGGAGGCCUGAUGGAUUUUUUGUGGCCGGACUCAAUCUCACAGAGAACGCCAGAUAUAUUGUGACUCACCCCUGCCAGUCCAUGAACAGCCUGACAAUGAGGAAUUACUCCGCCUUUUUGGAAUGGGUGGCGACUCAGAGUCCCGGACCAAGGAGCACAUGCCUGAAUAUCAUCUGCGGAGACUUUGUCGUCGGAAUUAAACAUUUUGCCUCAGCGGUCAUUGAUCUCAAUAAGAAGCUUUUGUGAAGCCCACUGUAACAAUGCCUAUCAGCAGCUAUUCAGGCUUUUUAAAUAUAUUUUUCCCUCUCCUCAUUGAAAUAAAAUGCUUUAUAAGUAUUUUUA
Messenger RNA from Paramormyrops kingsleyae, 1959 nucleotides. Its product is annotated as PI-PLC X domain-containing protein 1-like. Gene Ontology annotation, biological process: lipid metabolic process. Gene Ontology annotation, molecular function: phosphoric diester hydrolase activity. NCBI's taxonomy places the organism in Eukaryota, Metazoa, Chordata, Actinopteri, Osteoglossiformes, Mormyridae. The record is from RefSeq and is a predicted model, not a curated record.